This is a messenger RNA of Exophiala viscosa, 1122 nucleotides long. RefSeq names its product dephospho-CoA kinase. The transcript has a single exon. Bases 56 to 910 code for a protein of 284 amino acids. The record is from RefSeq and is a predicted model, not a curated record. Lineage: Eukaryota; Fungi; Ascomycota; Eurotiomycetes; Chaetothyriales; Herpotrichiellaceae. Gene Ontology annotation, molecular function: dephospho-CoA kinase activity; ATP binding. Gene Ontology annotation, biological process: coenzyme A biosynthetic process.
UGUUCCUGCAUAGAGAGCUUGAACUUGACACGCGAACACCUUGCACAUCCCAAUCAUGCGCGUGAUCGGGCUCACAGGCUCGAUCGCCACAGGCAAAUCGACCUGCUCACAAACACUCUUAUCCCCACCUUAUUCCCUCCCAUUGAUCGAUGCAGACCUCCUAGCAAGAAAGGCCGUUGAGCCAGGAACUUGGGGAUACCGUCGCAUAGUUGCAACUUUCGGUCCCACAACUCCAGACCUUCUGCUUCCUGCGUCCGAUCCUCAAUGCUCCGGAAGGGAAGAUGGUCCCAACGGCAAAGGUAGACCUCUGAACAGACCGGCGUUGGGAAGAAGAGUCUUUGGAAAUAGUGAAGAAAGGACGGCGGAUAGGAAGAAGCUCAAUGCUAUUGUACACCCUGCUGUGCGGUUUUACAUGGCCAGAGCUAUGCUAUACUACUACCUUACUGGACACUGGGCAUGUAUCCUAGACAUUCCUCUUCUCUUCGAAUCCGGAUUGGAUAUCUUCUGCAGCACGGUCAUUGUAGUUGCUGUCUCAGAUCCCAAGAUACAGAUGCAGCGUCUGAGAGAGCGCGAUCCACACCUGUCGGAAGAAGAUGCACAGAACAGAGUGAAAAGCCAGGUCGACGUUCGCGAAAAGGCCACAAGAUGUGAGUACAGAAACAAUGGCAAAAAGGAAGCCGCCAAAGGCUAUGUGCUUUACAAUGACGGGAGCAAGGAAGACUUGAAGUUGCAGAUUGCGGAUGUUGUGAGGAAGAUACGGUCUGGAAGUCCUCGAUGGUACAGUUUGUUGCUGUUGAUCUGCCCUCCUCUUAUGGCUACGGUCGCCUCCUGGGAAGUUCUGAGCAACUGGUUGCUAAGACGAAAGACGAUCAAGGAAAGAGGAGAAGAGCUGGCCAAAACAAAGCUGUAAUUUCACCAUCUAUUUCUACUGGGGAUUGAGCUUGGGGUGGAGGAGAGAUCUGAGGCGUGGGAAUCGAACAUCGAACUCGAAAGUCCAUCUAGUAAUGGCUGGGCUCCUAGACACGUCAGUUUGGUCUUCAUCGGAGCCUGCAACUCAAGGCUCGUUAGCACACUUUCCGCUCAAAGCCCUCAAAAGUUGAAUGAGUCAAUCUGCCAUGGGUA